CCACCCGUUGGGUUCAUCUUCGACAUAGACGGCGUCCUAUUAAGAGGCUCUGAAGUACUUCCGGAGGCUAAAGAAGUCUUUCGUAUUCUCAAUGGCGACAAUCGCUUUAGUGUGAAGUUGCCCUACAUCUUCCUUACCAAUGGCGGCGGGGUCAGUGAAGCCGAUCGCAGUCGGAAGCUAACGAAGCAGUUCGGGAUUUCCCCCGACCAAAUCGUUCAAGCCCACACAAUCCUGACCUCUCCAGAUCUCGUGGAGAGGUAUGCAGAUGCCCCCGUACUUGUUCUUGGUGGUAUCAAUGAUGUAUGCCGUAAAGUCGCAGAAGGCUAUGGCUAUAAACACGUAUACACUCCCUUGGACAUCAAGGCCGCUUUACCAGAUAUCUGGCCAUUCUACUCGCUCAGCCCCGAAGAACGUGCGUCGGUGAAGCACUUUGACCCCAGUACGCGCUUCGGGGCUGCAUUUGUCUUCCACGAUCCUCGAAACUGGGGAAUGGACACUCAGAUCCUUCUGGACAUCGUCCUUGGGUCGGGGAGCAUCACUGGGCCUAUCACAAGACUUAGAGCCUCGGAACCUGAGAGAUUCCCUGUCUACUUCUGCAAUCCCGAUCUCCUUUGGCGGUCAAGCUUCCCUCGGUCUCGCCUAGGACAAGGCGCAUUCAUCCACACGUUGCAGAACAUCUAUCACCAGUACGGCAUCACCGAGCCUCAUUACGAGGCGACGAUCUUCGGAAAGCCAACAAGCGCGACAUUCAAAUUUGCGGCGCGCGUCAUGGACAAUCGCGUGCAGAGCCUGGUAGGACUUCAAGUUCAGAAGGACGAGCAACCGACGCUUUCGGUUGUUUACGUCGGACUUGCAGAUAUUUGUGGUGCCAAUGCGGCUUCCAUCCGGUCGAUCCUCGUGCACACCGGUGUGUAUGACCCCGCCAAUGGGCCGCCUCGUCAUACCCCUUGGCGCCAAGCUCCUCAUGUCCUGGAAGCGGUGACAAUCGCAAUCGACGAGGAGUAUCGCCGUCUUGGUUCCUCUUGA
Molecule: messenger RNA, 1026 nt
Organism: Punctularia strigosozonata HHB-11173 SS5
Lineage: Eukaryota; Fungi; Basidiomycota; Agaricomycetes; Corticiales; Punctulariaceae
Product: HAD hydrolase
Exons: 9
Biological process (GO): glycerophospholipid biosynthetic process
Cellular component (GO): mitochondrion
Source: RefSeq, a predicted model, not a curated record